AUGUUUCAGAUGGUUGGAUUGCCUGCUCGCGGCAAGACUUACAUUGCACAGAAAGUGUGUCGUUACCUACAAUGGCUCAGCGUCACAACAAAGGUGUUCAACGUUGGUAAUUACAGACGUAAGUUGCAUGGUGCCCACCAAGAGCAUACUUUCUUUGAUCCUGCCAACAAACAAGGGGAAAUCAAACGUCGUGAAUGUGCCACCGAAGCAUUAAAUGAUAUGAUUCGAUGGUUUGAAGUAGAGUCGGGAACGGUUGCCAUUUUUGAUGCCACCAAUUCCACUCGUGCACGUCGAACCUUUAUCUUAGAAGCAUGUGCCAAACACGAUAUUCAGGUCAUGUUUAUUGAAUCGGUGUGUCAGGACGAAAAUUUAGUAUUGCAAAAUAUCAUGGAAGUGAAGUUAUCCUCGCCUGAUUAUAAGGAUAUGGAUCCGGAAAAAGCAGCAGAAGAUUUCCGUGCCAGGAUUUCGCAUUACGAAAAUCAGUACGAACCGAUUACCGAGAAAGACACAACUUAUAUAAAGUUGAUCAAUGUCGGCAGUCAGGUUGUACUUAAUUUAAUUCAAGGUUACCUGCAGAGCAGGAUUGUGUAUUACUUGAUGAACUUGCACAUAUUGCCAAGAAGUAUCUUCUUCACCAGGCAUGGCGAGAGCAUGUUUAAUCUGAUGAGUAAGAUUGGUGGUGAUUCUGAGUUGUCGCCACGAGGUCGGCAAUAUGCUCAUGAGUUACCGAAAGUGAUUCAAAACUAUCUAGGAGAUCAGAAAUUAACAGUCUGGACUUCAACAAUGAGACGUACAAUACAAACAGCUGAAAGUCUGCCAUAUCCGAAAUUGCAAUGGAAGGCGCUAGAUGAAUUAGAUGCAGGUGUCUGUGAUGGGAUGACAUACGAAGAAAUUGAGGUACUCACUACUGCUGCUGCUGCUUUUUUGUUUUGGUAUAUUGAGAACAAUUAUUGUUCCUUGUUAAGAACAAUCAUCUGUCCAUUUAUCGGUCUAUCUCUAUAUGCUGUGUUCGCUUACGCUGCGGAAUAUCCAGAAGACUACGCCAAUCGAGACGACGAUAAAUUUAAUUAUCGAUAUCGGGGUGGUGAGUCUUAUCGCGAUGUAGUAUUUCGUCUGGAACCAGUAAUAAUGGAACUAGAACGACAACAAAACAUCCUAAUAGUUGGACAUCAAGCGAUCCUCCGUUGCAUCUAUGGAUAUUUUCUUAAUCUGCCACAAGAUGAUCUACCCUAUAUCAAGAUACCACUUCACACGGUCAUCAAACUGACACCAAAAGCUUACGGAUGCGAUGAGGUUCGAUACAAGGUUGACGUCGAUGCGGUCGACACGCACAGGCCAAAGCCACUCAAACUGAAGAAUACCAAUGUCAAUCCUAUCAAUUCUAUCCCGGCAACGUCAGUGCUCAGCAAUGCGUUUGCCUCUCUAGAUGCACCGAUUCUAAAGAGAAAAAAGCUGGAUGUGUAA
Messenger RNA from Ambispora gerdemannii, 1464 nucleotides. Lineage: Eukaryota; Fungi; Glomeromycota; Glomeromycetes; Archaeosporales; Ambisporaceae. The record is from the annotation of a GenBank genome assembly.